Molecule: messenger RNA, 585 nt
Organism: Mollisia scopiformis
Lineage: Eukaryota; Fungi; Ascomycota; Leotiomycetes; Helotiales; Mollisiaceae
Exons: 1
Source: RefSeq, a predicted model, not a curated record
AGUCUGCAGCAUACAUUCCCGCUAUUCAAACUCAAAGGAUCCGUCGCUUGGAUCCAGUUGGUUCCUUCCUCAGAUUGCCAUUUUGAAUGCAUCCCAUCCAAUUUUGAGCGGAGCCACAAAGGUCUUCCCUACGCUCGCUUGGACAUCUUCGCACAAAGCUUCCUCGACAAACACGAGCUGGUUGAUUUGGUUGAUCUAGUUGACGGCAUGGACCUCGCUCCAGAAUGGGGUAUCGAACACUUGCAGCUGGAUGGCACCGUCGACGUCGCUUGGGCUGAAAGAAAGAACGAGGCUAUUAGGACGUCUGUGCCCCUAACAGAAUCAUCUUGUUUUCUCGAGGUUAACACGGCGCCGUGGGAGAGAAGAGAGAUUUGGGAGAGAAUUGUUGGUCGUAAACAGGAUAGGAUUGGUCCUGAAAUUCCCAAGGAGUUUUGGGCGACGAGUUUUCGGCCCAAGGGCGAUCGGGAUCCGAGGUUACCACUUGAGAAAGGGGCGUUUGAUUCUUUGAAAGUUUUUGAGUGGUCCGGCGAUCCUGGUAAUUACGACGUUGUGGUUGUGAAUUGGGAUCAAGUAGCGGAAACUUGA